Messenger RNA from Sander lucioperca (pikeperch), 2483 nucleotides. Its product is annotated as 7 transmembrane receptor domain-containing protein. Lineage: Eukaryota; Metazoa; Chordata; Actinopteri; Perciformes; Percidae. Gene Ontology annotation, molecular function: neuropeptide binding; neuropeptide Y receptor activity. The record is from RefSeq and is a predicted model, not a curated record. Bases 246 to 1454 code for a protein of 402 amino acids. The transcript has 4 exons. Gene Ontology annotation, biological process: G protein-coupled receptor signaling pathway. Gene Ontology annotation, cellular component: neuron projection; plasma membrane.
GCUGAGUGAGACAACACCGUCUCCCUGCCUGACUCCUCACAUCACAGUGGGCUUCUAUAUAAGCUGCAAGAAAGCCUUUCUGACUAGACAUGUAAGAUCUGUAAAUAGAAGAAAGGAGUGAAGAAAAAAAGGCGUCAAAGAAAAGAAAAUAAGCUGAUUUGCACUUGAACUGAGGUGACAUCACACAGGGAUAUAUUCGAAGUAUCUACAAUUUUACACAUCUGCACAGGUUGGCCUCCAGAGACAUGGAUAUCAUCAUGGAAGGGGAUUUCAAUGUGACGGGUAACACCAGCUAUAACACAGAACAAGAAACACAAGAAGGAAGCAAAAGACUCAACCACAGUGACCCCCUGGACAUGUUUGUAGGCAUGGAGCUUCUUCUACGUUUCAAACCUCUCUUCCUGCCUCUCUACUGUCUUGUAGUGGUCGUGGCUGGUGUUGGAAACUCCUUCCUGUUGGCUUGCAUCUUGUCUGACAAGAAACUCCACAAUGCCACCAACUUUUUCAUCGGUAACUUAGCAGCUGGAGACCUGCUGAUGUGUUUGAGUUGUGUUCCGCUGACUGUGUCCUAUGCCUUUGACAGCCGUGGCUGGGCUUUUGGGAGACCCCUCUGCCACUUGGUCCCCUUGCUGCAAUGUGCCACAGUAUUUGCAUCAGUGCUUUCACUCACUGCCAUUGCUGUGGAUCGCUACAUUGUUGUAGCUCACCCAAUUCGGAGAAGGAUCUCUGCAUGGGGUUGUGGUGCAGUGGCUCUGGGUGUCUGGCUUUUAUCUCUGGCCCUGGCUGCACCUCCUUCUCUCUACACACGCUAUCUGGACCUGCGACCCAAUGGCAUCAACCUGAUAGUGUGUGAGGAAUUCUGGCCACAUAGUGGCAAUCUGCGGGUGCUCUAUUCUUGCUUCAUUCUCAUAGCCUCUUAUAUGAUCCCGCUGCUGUCGGUCAGCGUAUCCUACUGUGCCAUCACUGUCAGCCUAAAACGCUAUUCAGUACCUGGGGAGCCCUCCAACAGCCAGCAGCUCUGGAGCCAAAGGAGGAGGAGGACCUUCUCUCUACUGGUGGCCUCAGUGCUAGCUUUCGCCCUGUGUUGGCUGCCCCUGCAGGUGUUGAACCUGUUGCUGGACCUGGACCAAGACUUCCACAUCAUAGGGAAGCGCCACAUAAAUGUCUUACAAGUCUGCUGUCAUUUAGUGGCUAUGAGCUCUGCAUGCUACAACCCCUUCAUCUAUGCCUCACUGCACAGCAAGGUGCGCAUGCACCUGAAAGGCUACUUCUGUCCUUGUCGCAGUCGUCAGAGGGGGACAAAGGAAAGGGCAUCAUCCAGUGGCGGAGUGGCAAUCGGGAGAGUCGGGACUUUCCCCGGUGGGCCGGUAGUGUUUCGAGGCCGUGAGGGCCAGUCUGAUAAUAGUUAUACAUUGCCCCCCCGAGGGCCGGUGGCCUACGAAAUUUCCCGGUAGAUGUUUUCCGCCGCUAGCGUCAUCUGGGAGCGGAUUUUAGACCAUGACAUCUGUAGCAGCACCUGACAUCCAGAGCCCUGUCCUUACCCACAAGUUAACACCUGCACCCCUAACACCACUGUUAAUGUAUGAGGUGUCGAGGAGAAAAUUAGGGAAAUGUUUAAUAUCCAUUAAAACCAGAUUUUUUUCAUGCUUUUCCAGCAUUUUGUGUCUUCAAGACAUUUGGUCCUCUCUUGUACAGUGUCACCAGAGGAAGUGUUAAAUAAGGCCACUUAUGACAAACAGGCGAAGAAGCAGAUCCAGACCAGACUGUAGUUUAGUAUGAUGAAGAAGAAGAUUGAGCCAUCCACUGGGAUCCCUAUGUUUUUCUUGGACAGCCAAGCUGCCUUGCAUGGACACUUAGCAGAUCCUGCAGCUUUAAAAAGGCCAGCAGUGGCAUAAAUACAUCCUCAGGCUGAGGGCUUCUGUGGCAGACAUGCUGGAGGCUGAGAUCAGGGGUGGCUACACUGGGCCUGGUUAUACUUUAAAGGUAAACGCUUGACUUCUGAGAGCUGACCGAACAAUGAACUCUUUUCACCAGACAUAGAUUACAGACCCAGAGGAGGACAUGUGCAAAAGAAGAAGAAAAAAAAAGUUAUUGUUUUAUUUACUCACUGGUACUGAAUGUCUGUGCUUCAAAUAUUAGUUAUGUAUCUCUUGUAUUGCAUAUCACCUACAUUAUGUUAGAUGUAUUAUGUUGAAAUACACAUUGUCUGCUAUUUUAGUGUCAUUAUGUGAUAGUUAGUCCCUAUGGUCUGGCUCCACUGUCAAACUGUUUGCUACUAGUGAACUGUUUUAAUUUCCUGAUGACACAAAGUCUCUGUGCUUUGUCCCUGUCUGAAAAAAAGGACUGACACAAUGAUCAACUUAAUAUUCAGAGCAUGAACAAUAAGCAUCACUGUGCUACCGCCAUUGCUGUUAAGUUCCCAUCAGGUAUGAUUAGUGCUAUCUUAAUGCUUUCUUUGUUUGGAUAAAGCCUGGGUAUCAAGU